AUGGUUAAACGAACACAUCAUAUCUUUUUUCUUUCGAAUUGGGAACCUAAUUUUCAUUGUUCUCAUGCUAGUCGUAUUGGCAAUAUGGGUGAUGGUGGAAAAUGGGUUUGUGAUCUUUAUCGACUAAAAUCUCGUCGUGAUUGUCUGAUCUACAGUGCAGGAUCCCAUGGAACAUUUUCAUUUGAAACUGAAAUAAAAAAAGUCAUGCCUCAUUGUGAAAUCCAUACUUUUGACAAAGAUUUCUAUGAAUGUCCGGAUGGCAUCUGUAUCUUUCAUCAGAUAAUGCUCGGUGAUGGAAUUAAAUCGAAAGGUUCAAAGAGCUGGACAAUGAUUCUUCAAGAAUUGAAUCAUACUAAUCGCCAAAUCGAUAUAUUUAAAAUUGACAUUGAAGGUGGUGAAUAUUUAUUUUUUCCUCAACUUUUCAAGUCGACGAAAAGUUCGUUUCCUCGACAAAUUCUUGUUGAAGUUCAUCCAAGAAAUCCAAAAAUUAUACAUUCAUUCUUCGAGCUGCUUCGCAAAAAUAAUUAUGUUAUCUUCAACAAGGAACCAAAUCUACGAGCAAGCAGUAAAGCUUUUGAAUACGCUUUCUUAAAACUAAAUUCACGUUUUUUUGAUCACAACAACACGAAUCGAUAUUCUUGA
Rotaria sp. Silwood1 is the source of this 642-nucleotide messenger RNA. The record is from the annotation of a GenBank genome assembly. NCBI's taxonomy places the organism in Eukaryota, Metazoa, Rotifera, Eurotatoria, Philodinida, Philodinidae.